AUGACGGAUAUAUCACAGAUAGCGAACAAGCUUCCAGGCGUCUUGACUAAUCUGCAACCCCUCGGUCCGGGUAUAAAGGAGAGCCCAGAGUUUCCAGGCAUGCCGGAUCCCUGCGCGGGGCCCAAGCGGAUGACGGGUGUGGAGGACAUCCUCUGUAUGAAACCCCCGACAUUCCUGCCGGAUUACAAGAACCCCUGUUGGCUCGAUGGCAACACGUUCCGCUGCCUUCCAUACUUCCAACUGAUCGGAAUGUGCAAGAGCGCAACUUCCGACUUAUUCAAGCGUCUGCACAUGCACCCGGAUAUCAUUCCGAACAGGGCGGGUAAAUUCGGCAAGUUCAAGAUGGGAAUGACCUUGGAAGAGUUUACAAACCAGUUCUUUAGUUCCAAAUUGCAGACCACAAAUACCAAUGGUAACGGUGAUCCAAUGGACUUUUGGGACCGCUUCCGUGAGAGCAACCUGCCGCAAAACACGCCCGGCGCCGACGAGCUGCUCUGGACGACGCCAUAUGCCGUCCACCACGUCAACCCGAACGUCAAGCUGCUACUCAUGCUACGGGAUCCCGUCGACAGGUUGUAUUCUCACUAUUUCCAUGGUCAAUACGGCAAAACGGCACAAUCCUUCCAUGACCAUGUGGCUCCAAUCUUAACGAGCUUUUACAUCGUGCACCUGUUGGAGUGGCUAAAUGCGUUUCCGCGGGAGCAGAUCUUGAUUUUCCGGAACGAGGAUUACACGGUGGACAUAAAGGGCACCAUGACGGACAUAUUCCGCUUUUUAAACGUCGACGUCCCCAACGACCGCGUUCUCACGCAGAUGGCAAACAUGGCCCCAUUCUACGAGUCAAAGAAGCGGAAGUCGGCCGGGCCCAUGCUACCAGAAACCAAGCGCCUUCUGGUGGAGCUCUAUCGGCCCUACAACGAGCAGCUCGCGGAUUUCCUCGGGGACGAGAGAUUCGCCUGGCGCGACGCCUCUUUUGCCACCGCAUAG
Molecule: messenger RNA, 987 nt
Organism: Dreissena polymorpha
Lineage: Eukaryota; Metazoa; Mollusca; Bivalvia; Myida; Dreissenidae
Product: carbohydrate sulfotransferase 15-like
Exons: 7
Coding region: 1-987 (328 amino acids)
Biological process (GO): hexose biosynthetic process
Molecular function (GO): N-acetylgalactosamine 4-sulfate 6-O-sulfotransferase activity
Source: RefSeq, a predicted model, not a curated record